This is a messenger RNA of Cinara cedri, 263 nucleotides long. The record is from the annotation of a GenBank genome assembly. Lineage: Eukaryota; Metazoa; Arthropoda; Insecta; Hemiptera; Aphididae.
GUAUGGACAAAGAUCUUAACGAAGAUGAUGAGUUAUCAUUUUUGGUUAUUGAUGGAAAUGAAGAUGGAGACAUCCUACUACCAGUACUACCCCAACAUUUACAUUGUGCAUUACAUACACUUGGUCUAUUAGCGACAACAGAUUUCCAGAAUAUAUUAAAGAAUUCAAAUGCCAAUAAGUACCACCAUCCAGCAUUAUCAAAAUGUUCGACCUUAUGGUUUUUUCACGAAGACCGAAAUUAUCAGAAGUUAUUAGUAAUAUAA